Messenger RNA from Spirodela intermedia, 3402 nucleotides. Lineage: Eukaryota; Viridiplantae; Streptophyta; Magnoliopsida; Alismatales; Araceae. The record is from the annotation of a GenBank genome assembly.
AUGGAUCUGCCCCUGGAGACAGAUGAGUACAUCAAGGAGUCAAUUGAAAACUCGUUGGGGCUUCUUGUUUCCGAUAAGACCCUACAUUUGAAGCUUCUUGUCUCUGAGGACGAAAGGCGGCGCCUCCAAGACAAGAUUUUCACUCUGCAGGAUCAUCUUGCCGAGGCGGACCGGCGACUCGAGCGCCACAGGGUCCGGUCUCUCACUCCCUAGAAGUUUCGUUCGGUAUCUUUGGUUAUCUGCUUCUAGGGUUUUGCGUUCGAUCCAAUUUUUACAAUCGUAUGAUUAACCAAUCUAUUUCUUUCAUUACUGAUCAGGCAGAAGCAAACAUGAACGCUCAGGGGCUGAAACGAUGCAUUGAGGAGAAGGAGGCGAUGUCGUCGAGGUACUCCGAGUUGUCUAACCACUGCGCCAAGUUGGAGAAGGAGUGCACAUUGUAUGAACGGGAUAUUGAGAGGUUGAUGGACUCCUGUGACGACUUGGCGAGGGAGAACGAAGAACUAAGAGCGCAGCUGAGGGAAAAUGCGGUGAGCUCACUUCUUGAUCUUACCUUGCGUGCAUUUUUCUUUGAAUGGAAAAUAGGGCUGUUGAGCUUCCAUCCUGAUCUCUAAUUUUGGUGUUUCUUGAAAGAAUGAUAAAUGCUCUUGCUUUUGGCUCGAGUUUGUUUGCCGGCAUCUUUACUGAUAUCAAGAAGCAAUGAGAUGUUCCCCUAAAAGUUCCUCACGUUGAAACAAAGAAGUUUUCGACCAACAUUAUCCAAUGUGUAGCACAUAGUUAAUCCCAGGGGAUAGAAAUUUUGUUCUUCUGCCCUAGGGAGGAAAUACUCUCUUGAAAAACAAGAGGGGGAAGAAAAAUCUGGAUACCGUAUGUGUCGACUUAUGGAGAACUUCGGUCUUGAGCUGAUGGUCAUUUCCAUUGAAGAAGGUGCAAGUGAAUGUAUAGGAAAGUGAUCAUUUUCUGGAGAGAAUUUAUACAGCAUAGUGGGCAGCAUAUUGGGUAUCAUACUGUAAAUUCCUGCAGGUGCAAAUAUAAAUGGAUAAAAAAUAAGCAUUUUCCAACGACGCUGACCCUUUUGUAUUAGAAAUCCUGCGUGAGAAUAUGGGACUAAUAUUUAGUAAACAUUUGACAAGUACUCUUGAGGAAGAUCAUAUAUUCGUGCAUUGAGCUUACCUCUUUUUUCUAGACGCUCCUCCUGAUCUUAGAGGAACCUUGAGAAUUUCCAGAUGGUGAAUUCAAAACUGAGACUAAGGAGGUAGUUUCUUACGCUGUAGUUGGUUGCACUGAACCUUCAAUCAAAUCCUCUCCUGCAGAGUCUUGUUGAUAUUGGAUUUUGGGGUCCAUUAUUUGGAUCUUCCCAACUCUAGAUCAAUGGGAUAGGGCUUUUCAUUCUGAAAUACUGGACUCACUUUUGAAUCUGCCUUACAUUCCUUAACUUCUGUUACUUCUUCCCAGACAAUAGAGCAACCUAACGAAGAUUUGAUAAUAAAUCAUUUUAAUUUGAUGAAAUGGGGCCCUUUGAACUGCUUAUACGGACGAUUAGCUGCCCACCAAUUUUUUUCCGGGUUUCCUCUAUUGUUGGGUUGUUUUUCCUUACUCAUUUAUUUUGAAAAUGAAUGCAUCAUACAGGUUACUACGUUGGUCUCAGAAGUGGAAACUCUGAAAAAAGAUAAGGAGCAUCUGCGGAUUAAUCUUAACAGAGCUGAAGAGGAGGUACGACAAUAGAAAACCAUAACAUCAGUUAUUCAAAUGCUUGACACAAAAAAUAACUCUUAAAUAUCUGCCUGAUCUAAGGUCAAAGUUCUUUUCGAAGAAAACAACAUUCUGGAUGAAGAGAACAAAAGGUUGCUGAAGCUUUUAAACAGAGAGCUUCAUAGCCAGGGGUCUGGAAGCAAAUACUCAGCUAUUGCUCCUGCCAAGGUGAGGAAGACUGGUCUCUCCUUUCUCUUCUCCCUAGGGUAAUAUGCAUUGAUUUUGAAUGUCGUGCAUUGUUACUUUGGCCUCCAUAUUCAUGAGGUCUUCUAGAAGAUUAAGGUGGAAAAUAGACAAAAUAUGGUUGAUGUGGUCCAUGGAUCCACAUGCAUAUUAGAAUCCCAUCGAAGUGAAUAAGGGUGGUUACAAGUCCUAAAUCGCGAUGAUUGACAUUUUUAGUUCUUAUCUUCUGUCUUCUUUUCUGUGACUACAGAUCAUCUAAAAGUGAGUGAUGGUGAUCUCCUUGGUUGGAUCAUAUGUUGUAGCAUAAAUAUUUUUGAUAUCGUUGUUAAGGUGCAUGCUGGAUGCACUUAAUAUUCACGAUGGGUUUAUUAUUUCUGGGAUUAUUUGUGAAUUCUUAAUCUUAGAAUUCUCAUUUUGAUCGCUAAUCGAGUCGUGUUUAAAAUGUUUUUCUAUCUGUAUUUAUAUAGCUGCAAUUUAUAUAGAGGUUAAGGUGCAUGGUGGAUGCACAGAGAUUUAUGUGCCUUUCUUCUCAACAGGCUUUGGUUUCAUUUUUUUUGGUUUCUUUUAUUCAUUCUGUUUUCUUUUAGCAGACAUCGAUUCAAUGAUUUGAUACUUUUUCAGAGAACCCGUGGAAUGUAUAAACAUGAAACGUGCAUUUAAGAUCUUUGUAGAGAACGGAUUUCACCUUUACUAGACGAUCUGCCCGACUAACUAGCAACGAGGCUGCUUUUCCCAGUACCUGCAUCGUUGUCAGCUUUGCAUAUUUAAGGGUUCAUGCUGUUCUUCAAAGAUACAUGAUUCAUUAGGGUGUUCUACACGGUGGCCCCAUCCGUUUUUUAUUUUUGGCAUCUUCUGUAUAAAUAAAUAAUCCUUCUGGAUGUGAAAGUUCUUCUUCUUAGUCGUUAAUAUUUAGUAAAGUUACUUAUCUUGAAAAUCACAAGAUUGUCAAAGGGUCGGAUAUAGAUUAGGAGUGAAGGUGAUAGAUAGGACAAAGUAUUUUCAAAGGGUCGGAUUCCUAGGCGUUUUGUGUAGCAGGGUAGCCAUUUUUUUCUAAUCCUCUCUCUCUCUCCUCCCACACGUGUAAAAGGGUGGAUGGGGACGGGGGAGAACAACUCUGAUGAAAAAAAGAUGGGACAAGACAGAUAUUGGCUGGGCUUGUGAACGGGAAACUCGGGGAUCUUCCUCCCUGAAGUCUGAAAGAAGCUUCUUUUUCCUACCUCAAAAGAGUCGGAAAACACCUUUUAAAGAAGUCUUCGUAGAGUAAAGGAUAAUUUGUGAAAUUUUAUAAUGAUCUCAUCACAUCUCAUUUAUGGGUAUUAUUUUGGAAAUUUUAUAUUCCUUUUGUUGCAGGGUAAACGGAAGUCUAGCCCUUUGGAGAAGGCGGUAGAAUUCAAUGGGACAGAUCUGUCGAGGCAGCCAUUGUCACCUCUGCAGCAGAAUUCUCCUGACAGUAGGAUGCAUAAAAAGUAG